Messenger RNA from Ostreococcus tauri, 762 nucleotides. Its product is annotated as Isopentenyl-diphosphate delta-isomerase, type 1. NCBI's taxonomy places the organism in Eukaryota, Viridiplantae, Chlorophyta, Mamiellophyceae, Mamiellales, Bathycoccaceae. The record is from RefSeq and is a predicted model, not a curated record. Gene Ontology annotation, biological process: isopentenyl diphosphate biosynthetic process; isoprenoid biosynthetic process. The transcript has a single exon. Gene Ontology annotation, cellular component: cytoplasm. Bases 1 to 762 code for a protein of 253 amino acids. Gene Ontology annotation, molecular function: isopentenyl-diphosphate delta-isomerase activity.
AUGUCGUCGACGACGUGGGACGCGUCGCAAUCCCAGCUUGACUUUAUGAAGAACGAUCGGGUGAUAUUAGUGAGCGAACGAGACGAGAUACAGGGGUCGGAGAGCAAAGAGAACGCCCACCGAUUCAUCUCAGAGUCGCCGCGCGGAGCGCUGCAUCGAGCGUUUAGCGUGUUUCUGUUCGACUGCGAUAAUCGUCUGUUACUGCAACAGCGAGCGGGAAAUAAGAUCACAUUCCCGAGUGUGUGGACGAACACGUGCUGCUCGCAUCAGCUCACGGGGCAGGAUCCGGAUGAGACGGACGACCCCGUGGCGAUCGCGUCGGGAAGGUGUCUCGGCGCCAAACGGGCGGCGACGAGAAAGUUGAAACACGAACUCGGGAUAGAAGCGGAGGACGUUCCUACGGAAAGCAUCAAAUUUUUGACUCGCUUGCAUUACUGCGCCGCGGAUGAGUUCGCGGAAAACGAAAAUCAACCGGAAGGCGGGACGUGGGGUGAACACGAGAUGGAUUACAUUUUAUUCGCAAAAAUCAAUCGCGGCGGCGAAUCACUUCCGAUGAACGUCAACGCAGAGGAGAUCGACGAUACGAAGUGGGUGAGCGCGAGCGAGCUGAAGGCGAUGAUGGAUCCUGGGAGUGGCUUACGAUGGAGUCCUUGGUUUAGGAUCAUAGCCGAACGGUUCUUGCAUGAGUGGUGGGCGGAUUUGGACGCGGCGUUGACGAGCGACAAAUACGUCGACGUCAAUACGAUUCACAAGGUGAUGUAG